Molecule: messenger RNA, 5398 nt
Organism: Rattus norvegicus (Norway rat)
Lineage: Eukaryota; Metazoa; Chordata; Mammalia; Rodentia; Muridae
Source: RefSeq, a predicted model, not a curated record
UCUCUCGGUCUCUGGCUCCAGAUCUCACCCUUCCGAGGCUGGAGCCUGGAUCUUGUGAAGUAGGCCAGCUGCUGUGACUCUCCCAGGGCCCACCUCCAGGACAGAGUGCCCUGCUGUCUCCGGCUCACCAGGGGUUUCUAAUAGUGGAAGAGAGCUGGGCAUGGUGGUUCAAGAGGGCUGAGGCGGUAUUGCUCUGAAUUCAAGGCCAGCCUAUGCUGCAUGGCCAGCCCGGGAGGUCAGCAGGGACUACAGAGAAGACGCUGUCUCAGAACAUAAGAAGAAGCUGACAAGUCACUCAGGAGCCAGGCUCAUGAGAGCAGCUGCUAUGGGUAUGUCUACCCACAGAGACCCCUUACUGCCCCGCUGUUCACAGGUGACACCCGUUGGCACGUCUCUGUUGUGAUGCUUAACACUUAAGUGGGACAUGGCAAGCAAGUCAGGGCCCUCCCCAACUCCCACCUACACACAGGCUGUAACCUAAGAGGAGUUGGUUGCUGGACAAACAUACCUUAUAAGAGGCAGUCCCCUCCAGACUUCAUUUGGGUGUUUCCCAUGGCUGGGGCCCUUGCAGGCAGUGUCAGGCUCUGGAUCCGCAGUGCUGCAGCAAGGCCGCUCUCUCCAUUCAUUUCCAGAAGGGGGUCUUCACUGAGCUCUCAGCUACUUCCGAGAGGCUCAGCAGGGCUGGCCUGUGCUCACCCCCUGGCUGCCAGCUCAGCCUACCACUUGUUGGGCAGUUGCUCACUGUCCUGAGCUGAAGUGGUGCUCCUACAGGCCCAGGCCUGUGUUAUGACUGACCACAGUGACACAGUCAUGUCACAUGGAGGGCAUGAUCUCUGGGUGCCCAGGAAACUCAGGAGGCAGCUCCAAGCCAGUCACAGCAGGCCCUGACCUCAGCAGCAGCCCUGCACUUGGCCUGCUUCCUGAGUUCUCUGUUGCAUCCGUGAAGGCCCCAGGGUAACGCCAGUCAGUCUCAAAACUACAGGACCCGAAAACCUGUGGGGGUUGGGGAAAGCGAAGGAGGAAUGGAAGGUUGGGAAGCCAUUAGUCCACUGUGGUCACGUUGCACAUCUUGGCAAGGGGUACAGGGCUGUGGUCUGCUUCCUGGACAGCAUAGGCAGUAAUAGAUCUUUGAGCUCACCAGUUAAGUGUGGACUCAUUAGCCCCUGUACACUGUGGUAUCUGGUCUCAACCCUCAAGAGGCCUGGGGGAUGGGGAGUAUACUGGUCUUUGGUCCUUUGUUGGGGAUUGUUUACGUACCCUUUAUCUCUCCCCACCCCUUUUCACCCCCUAACGCUAGAUAGGAGAGAAACAAGGACAGAGGGGAGAUACCUGAAUCUAGUUUCUUUCCUCUUGUCUCCUCUUUGAGCAGACUUACAAACCUCAGCCAACCCCGUCAUCAAUCACCAACUCUUGGAGGCCCUAGCAUUUAUAUACACUCUGAAAAGUUCCCAGAGUUCCAAGCGUCUCACACCCUCGAAGGAACUAUCUGCAGCUGGCAAAACCAGGCCUCUGCUAGAGCACGGCCAAUCAUAGCGGCUGUGGAUAAUCUGAGGCAGCCCACAUCCCCACACCUGGGAUUAAAACGCAAGCACAUUCUUAACAAUAUUUCUGUGUAAUUUGAAGAAAUCAAAAGUCCACGAUUGCCACUACAGGAAAGGAAGAGCCACACCUAACUGCCCCUGCUGCUGCUGGGAGCAGAAGCAAAAGGGCAGGAAGGGAUCGCUUUCCUGUGUCCCACAUGACUAGCCACUGUCCUUUUUGAGGACAUGGUUCCCACUUCCUGCCCCAGGGAAAGCAGUCCCCCAGUGGAGAGAGCAAAAGGAGGAGGUGUCUCCUUACCAUUCUCACACACCUUCCUAGGUGUCCACUAUCUUCACAACAUCCCACUUCAUGAUAAAGUUCAGCCCAUAGCUUCUCCUUCCCGGCCUGCAGAACUCCUGAUUCCUUUGAUGCUGUCCACAGAAGCCCUGAGGCUACCAUGGGACAUGACAGACAUCUCCCGUGCCCAGAAGAGCCUACAACCUUCUCAGCUCUGAAUCUGGGCUUUGAGGGUCAUCACCCGCUCAAGCUGAAGUACCACCUCAUUCUUGCCCCCAAAUUGGCCUUGUCAUCUUCAGGUGACUCUACAUCUAGGACUGGCAGGAGAGCCAUCAGAGUCAAUGAGGAUAGGAAACCCAGAACAAGGCAGAUGUCAACAGACCCAUUUCCAGGUGAGGCAGUCUUAGAUCACAAAGCAGCCAACCGUUGCCUUGUAUUGUCUGGAGGGGAAAAAUAAUCUCCCUGGAGACAAGUAGCUGGAAUCUGCAAUGCUAACUCGUGGCCCCUGAGAGCGAGUAUCACACACAGACCUAUUACCACAUAGUCAUUUGUGAAGCUUGCCAGAGGGAGGGACAGGCUGCCCAGGCAGAAAGCAUCGUGUCUACAAUCAUAGAACUCCCGCCCUUAGGCGUGCCUCACCCUCCAUAGGCUGCAGAUUCAGCAAGCUAAGGGUUUUUGUUUUUCCCCCACCAUGGACUACUCUAGGAACAGCAGGAGGCCACCUAGAACUCUAUAACUCUCCCUCCCACUCAACCAUCCUCCCCCAGCCCAUACUACCGUGCCCUACCUCAUCUAAGGUGUCAGAAACCUGGGCUGGUGGCAACAUGCCUGUAGUUUCAAGUUAUGCAACAGCACCGGAAGCUAGCAUCCUGCUUCCUAGAAAGCAAGCACCCUUGUCACAGGCUCCUGGACCUUCUUCUUAGGAAAGGGUCAUGUGGCCAACCAGAGGCAAAAGCCAGAGCAAGGUGGUCUUCAGCCUUGGGCCUCUGAGGAACUGGCCAGUGAUCCCUGGGUCUUAGGGAUCUAUGUGUUCCCCCCAGCACCAGAACCGACUGUGUGUGAUUUUAAGUCUUUAGCACUGUAUGCCUCAGAGCCUCACUUCUGAACCAACCAACCAGUGCCUAGCCACACUUCAUCCAUCCAUCACCCUAUUCAGCUGCAGGAGGCUUGCCUUCCCAGAAUCCUUCACGCAAUGUGUGUGGUAUGUGGUAUCCCCUGCUUAGCGCAGGAAUCCCUCCUUUCCCAAUUUGAGCUCACGAGGCCUUGUUCCCAUCAGAAGAAGGGAUUUUGGAGGCCCUAUUUCAAGCUCGUAUGGGGGGCAGGGUACAGAGUGGAGCCUUCCUACUCAGCUCGCCUGGAAACCAAGGCCGCCUGCAGAGGACCCAGAAACUCAGCUGACGAUCUGAUGUCAGGAGGAAGUUGAGAAAGGUUUCCUGUAUAUGAAAUACUGGGGCGGGCCAGGCCUGUGUGAGGGACAGUAACACAGUCUGUCCUGUUGGGCCCUGUUCUGCAAGAUGUCAGCCCUCUCUGCCCUCUUUGGGAACACUCAAAACACUGGAGAAAAAGGCUUCAUCUACACAUGAUAGGUGUCAAGGCCCAGAGCAGUUCAAGGACUCCCUACAAAGGCCAAAGGCUAUUUCCAACUGAAAUCGCUUGAUAGCAAAAAUGUCUUCCAUAUAUCAAAGACCCUCUCCAACGGCCCUUGCUCUCAGUGUCGGCCCAAGGAAGUGGGAAGGUUGACCUACUUCAUCCUCAUCCUGAGCUUUUCCUCAGGUAAGAGCAGGGGGAAGAUAGACUGGUGGAGGCUGUUUGCAGAUCACACUUCCCUUAACCAAUCCACAGUUCUGGACUUCAGAAACCCUGGGAAACCACAGGGAAGUCUGUGUGCCUGGGAGGGUGAGAGCAGGAGCAGGGACGGCAGUGUGCCCCAUGAGCUCUCAGCCAUGCGCCGGGAAGCUGAAGGCUGUGAUGGGUUCAUCCACACGUCUGCUGUGUUUCUACAGGGCAGACGAAGCCUGCUGCUCCAAUGUUUUCAGGAUAUCACCUGUGCAAGCAUCAUGGGCCUCUGGAAUGGCGCACCCCAGAGUGUUUCUCAGGGAGAACACCAGAAACAGGUUUGGAGGCCAGAAGACCAGUAUGGAGAAGCUAAUGGUUCCUGCUCUGCCUGUGAGGAGCUGGUGGGAUCCUGCCACCUGCCAGAUAAGGAGGCCUCUUCCAAUCCCAGUGACCCUCUGCAGCCUUGGGACAGUACCUCGGCCAUUGCCUGCGUCUCCCUGCCUCUUCUGCCCCAUCAUGGAGAAACUCUGGGAACCUCUGGACCAGAACCCCAGGAAACCAGCUUGGUGGGCCCUCGGGCUGGCCAGGCCCCUAGUGUGACUCUCAAAGACAGCUUCAAUCUGCCCCCGGUGUUGGUGCUGCCCACACGAUGGCCCCCAAUCCUGGGCUCAGACGGAGCUCUAGAUGAACACCUCAGGGCUGAGGGAACAUCUCGGGUCCCAGGUAGUUUUGAAUGCAUCCACUGCCAUCGGCCAUAUCAGACUCUGGCUGGCCUGGCCAGGCACCAGCAGCUGCACUGCCACCUGCCGACUGGGUGUGCCUUCACCUGCAGGUACUGUGACAAGGAGUAUGCCAGCCUGGGUGCCCUCAAGAUGCAUAUCCGCACCCACACGUUGCCCUGCGUCUGUAAGGUGUGUGGCAAGGCCUUCUCGAGGCCCUGGCUGCUCCAGGGCCACAUCCGCACCCAUACAGGUGAGAAGCCUUAUACCUGUUCUCACUGCAGCAGGGCCUUUGCUGACCGCUCCAACCUGAGGGCUCAUCUGCAGACUCACGCUGGUACCAAGAAGUACAGGUGCGCCUUGUGCCCCAAGGCCUUCUCCCGAAUGUCUCUCUUGGUGAGGCACGAGGAUGCCGGCUGCUGUCCUGGCCCCUAAGGGGACACAGCAGGGUGGAUGGGCCAAGCCUGACAAUACUCUCAGUGGUGCUGUCACCCAGGACAGGGCCCAGAUCACUGUUGCUUGUGUCCUGCCAGAGCAAAGCCCAGUGGGGCCUUCGGGCAGCUUUCCCUGAGGCCUGUGUUCAGAGGAGACUUAUCACCACAAGUCUCACCAAAAUAAGAACCAACUGUUCCCGUUUUCAGUUCUGCCUGUCUGCUGGACCUGUUUCAAAAAGGAGCAUCUAUUGGGAAAUAGCUAACAUUGGGCAAAAACCACCAUGACGCCAAUGAACCUGGCCACCUGGGUGCCUUUGUGUGCAACUUGAAAUGACGGUUUUUACUUGAGAGCACAGUGUGUGUAUAACCUUGAAAAACACAGCUACCUCUCAGCCAGUCUCAGUACCUUUACCUUGGGGUUGGAGACACAUUUCCUCCUGCCCCUUAUGUACACAUAUGUGUGUAUAUACACAAGUACACAUACACCCUGGCUCCUCCCCAUAAGAUGAGGCAGGGCCAGGGGGGAUUGGGUUGAAGCCAGGUACCACCUCACCUGUCCUCAGCACUUGUUGUCCAGCUUGGAGCUGGCCUCGAUGGCUGGUUAACGUCUCAGGAGAGCAGCUGUGGGUAAUAAAGAACCUCCACACUCAG